CGCACUAAAACGACCGCGGCUCAUUUCGCUUCAAAACCUCGUGACGAGCGGUUGCCGCGAUUGCCGCGUUCGCUGUCUUUCCGAUUUCCUCAAAAAGCAAGCCACUUUUUUGUAUAACUACAACAUUUUUUUUCGAAGCAACCAAAUCAUUAAGCAAAUCGAGCAACAAUAACCUGCUAAACAAAACAAUUCACUACCAGAACGCGCUAAACAACCCGCAGAUAUAUAUUGAAUAUAUAUAAAACAAGCAAUCACUUGAAAAUAUUGUGUGUGGUGAAAAGUGAGUGUUUAUUUUUGGGAAAUAGAAAUAGAAAUAGUUAACCAAGCCAACCAACCAAUCGCUUCCAAUGGAAAUCAUGUGCCUAAAAAUGCAAAUUGCUCGAAGAAAAUCAACAACGUCUAUUUAAAAAACAAAAAAAAGUCAACUCAAGCCAAUCAAAUACAAAACGUGUUGGGAAAAAGUAAAAAAAAUAUAAAAAUACAGCAAAUACAAAAUCAAACAACAACAGUCUCUCGCGCACACAAAUAUUUUUAUAAAUCUAUAUAUACGUACAUAUAUAAAAUUGCAUAAAAAUAUUUUUUACUCAAGACAACGACGCACACACACGCAGCAACGAGAUACACAGAUACAUUCGCCGCUCGCACACACACGCACACAUAGGCGACGACGUGGCCCCGCUCUCGGUGUGUUGGUGUAUCUGUGUGUGAUUGUGCGACGCCAGCUUCGCUGCUCCACCAACAAAAGCAACAACCACAACAACACUACCGCCGGUCGCCAAGUUGAUUAUUAUUAUUUUUUUGGCACGCCAAAAACCAAAAACCAAACCAAAACCCAGCGAAUAUAUAAAAAUACGCGGCUGGCAAAAAUAAUAACAAAAUCAAACAUCGUCGCCGGCGUCGUUUUUGUGUUAAUUAAAUUUACUUUUGUGAAUGAAAUGCGAAAGAAAGCAAAGCGAAAAAUCACCUUUAAUAAAUGCUAAAUUAAAACCAGCAGUCGCGAUCGCGAGUAAGCAUCUGAAGAGCCCCCCUCUCCAAAUCGCCUUUGGAUUACACCCAAAAGAAACGAAUUCAUCAUUUUGGAUACUUCUCGAAAAUUAAGGAUUACACAACACUUUCAACUCACAUCUACGGUGAUUAAUUACGGAAUUUGUACCACGGAUUGCUUUUGAAAAUCAAUAAAGCAAUCGCAGCUGUCUGAAUCUGCAAAAGGAUGAAGGCAAAUCGAGCUGAGUCCGGGCGCAGCAACUACGAUCGACGGCAUUGAGGAUCUCGGAUCUCGAGGUGGAGGAGCGAUCUCGAUCUCGAGGUGGAGCGAGGAGCGGAGGAGGAGUGGAGGAGUGCAGCUGGGGGAGGAGUCCUGGUUACAACACUACAUGGAUCGCAGAAAUGGCGGCGAUCCCUUGGCGCCACCCCGGCCCCCGAAGUUAUUACCGCGCGUGCAUCGACCAAGGGCGCCGGAGCCGACGUUGAGUGGUGUCGAUCAUACUGCAGGAGGAACUGCAUCCGCACUAGCAUCAGGAGCAUCAUCUGCAGCACCCGUAGCAAUCCAUAACAACAAUUCACAGCAGCAACUUAGUAUUAGCGCCGCCGCGAGCAACAACAAUACGAUAUCGAUAAUACCCGCAUCGCCGGACUUCGACGACUACCAGAUCCACCAUCUGACCUUCCUGCCCCAGCGUCCCAGCAGUCUGAGCCGGAACAGCAGUACGGCGUCAUCGACUACGGCGACGGGCAUUAGUGUCUCCGGUUCGGGUUCUGUGUCGGGUUCGUCGUCCAGCUUCACGAGACGUCGACCGCCGGCACCUGUACCGCUGGUCAACAGCAUCAGCAUCAGCAACAACAACAACAACAGCAUCAACAACAACUUCCUUAGUCAUUUCCAAAGCGCUGAGCCGGCGAGCAACGCUCUGGGCCAGCCGCCCGCCUCCCCCGUCACGCUGGCGCAACCGCGACCCGAAUCCGAAAGGCUAACCAACGAGUAUGUGGACACGCCGCUGCAACAUGCGACGCGCUCGCAGCAUCCGGCUGGCCAGCAGGAUAAUGGCCAGACGACCACCCACCACCUGUUGCUGCUGCCCCAGCGGAAUCAGCACCUGCACCUGCAACAACACCAGCAGCAACAGCAGCACCUGCAGCAGCAGCAACAGCAGCAGCAGCAUCUGCAGCAGCAGCAACACCAGCAACAUGCGCGACUGGCGACGACGACGCAGGCGACGUCCGUUGGCAGCGACCACACCGAUGGCUUACUACAUUCGCACCUGCAAAAUAGCACCACUAAACCACCCGCCUCGAAGCAGCCGGCACCGCCCAGACUGGGAAUGGGCCUGGGAUUGGGAUUGGGUCUCGGUCUGAACCAGCCCAUCAUCACCAAGCAGCCGACACCCGCCACGCAAAAGGAGCACAUGCACGCGCUGGAGGAGCUGCUGCAACCGGGCGGAGCCGGCGGCAACGGAGGACCCCUGGUGAUGGCCGGCGAUCCCAGCCUGCUGAAUCCCAUCGUCUGUCCGCGAUGCGGUCGCUGUCGCUGCGAGCAGUGCCAGAGCCCCAGGCCGCUGCCCCAGACGUGGGUGUGCAACAAGACGUGUCUGUGCAGCGCCGAGUCGGUCAUCGACUAUGCCUCCUGCCUGUGCUGCGCCAAGGCGCUGUUCUAUCACUGUGCCCGGGACAACGACCUGGACUGCGAUGAUGGCAACGGCACACCCUGCGUGGAUAAUCCCUGCUCCUGCGGUCCCUACAAGCGCACCCAGAGAUGGGGCUGGCUGGGAGCACUGUCGAUCUUCCUGCCCUGCCUGUGGUUCUACUGGCCCAUGCGGGGCUGCAUGAAGCUGUGCGAGAAGUGCUACGGCAGGUUCGCCGGUCGGGGAUGCCGCUGUCAGGGCAUCGGCGGAGGAGGAGCAGGAUCCGGAGGCGGAGUGGGUAGCAUUGGAUCCACCAGCAGCAUGCUGCCCAUAGUGCCGCUUGGGGUGAAUGGCAGUGGGCUGGGCGGCGGCGUGAGCCUCUCCGGCGGCGUGACGGAUGGUGGACUCAACCAAGCCAAUGGCAAGGCCAUGGAUCAUGGAUGCAGUGCCGCCAGGAGCAUACUGCGAAAGGGUGACCUCACCCCGGAGAAGCGGCUCCUGGACUCCAGUCCCGACUACUAAGGGUCCUUUCCAUGUGCCCGGUUUUUUACCCGAGCAAAAAGCCUGCGGCACAGAUGGGAAGCUGGAUCAUGGACACAUACCCCAUAUAUAUACGGAAAAUAUUUAAUAUAUGAUUUAAAAGGAUAUAUAAAAAAAGAGGAAAGAAAGAAAGAAAGAAAAAAUUAAAUAACCAAAGACUGCAAACAGAUAAUUAUUAAUUAUUAGAAAUGUUAUUUAAAAAAUAAUUUUUUGCUUAAAACAAAUCGAGUGGCGACGAGUGGAAAACAAAACUGACGAAACGAAAGCGAUUAGGAAUUAUUUUUCGAACGAUUUUUUUGUAUUAUUUGAUUUUGUUUUACUUGCUUAACUAACUCUUCAGUUCAACGUUCAAUUUCUAAGUCAAAUUCUUACUUUAUAAACAUAACUAGUUGUAUGCAAAUAAUUCCAAUGAAUUUUCCACGAAUGUAAAGUAAACGGGCGAAAGUUUUUAUUAUUUUCAUAUACAAAACUGAAAAACUGAACAAUUUGGGGCAAGCGUAACAAAACACCAUAUUAUAUAUACCUAUAUACACACACGGGAGAACUUUUAGAGAAAUAUUCAAUGGCGUAAAUUAGUCAAAUAUUAUAUAUACCAAGUCCAGUCCAUUUUUGAUGUUGUAGAAAGAACAGAAACGAAACAAAACAAAAACCGAAAACUGAAAAUUACACAAAAAUAUUUUAGAACUUUACGAAUUUAAAUCUUAAAAUUGAUAUGUGUAUGUAUGUGUGUGUAUGUUGCGGGCGACGAACUUUUCGAUAAAUUUAGAGCAACCUAGACCAGUCUAAAUGUGCUUAGAAACCGAUAUAGAUGUACUGCAAACCAAAAGUCAGUUAGUUUACUUUACCAACUACGAAGCCGGAACAAAUCUGAGGAGCGAAAAUAUGGGAUAACGAAAUCGGUUGCUUAUGAACUUAUUUUAUAGUUGAAGAUAGGUCGGUGGGUUCGUAGUGUUUCCAGCCAGCAGCCCCAAAAAUGUGAGCAAGAUUGUAUAUAUGAUGAAAUUUUUAAGCGAAAUGCGAGAUACAAAAUGCAAGCAAAUUCCAAAUAAUAGAAAAACAAAAAACAACAAAGCAAAACUUAAGUGUAACGAUAAACCCACAUCUAAAUGCAGCAAAAUACAAACAAACAAACAAACAUUUUUUGUAUAGAAUAUCCAUAUGAAAUAUGACAACAAAAACAGUGGCAAAUUAGCAACUUAAAACAAAUUUAUACACGUAAAAGCAAGAAGCAAGCGAAAAAAGUAAAUUAAAGAUUAAUGUUAAACACUAAAACACAUUACUAUAUGCUAUAUAUGUAAUCUGUAUAUGUACUAUAUAUAACUAUAUAUAUACGCCUAGAUAUACACACUGAAAACUAUGCUUAAAACUCCUAACUUCUAAAAAAACGCAACAAAAAAGGAAAAAAGAAAAACCCCAAAAAACAAACUAAAAGCUGGAAAAACUCCUUAAAGCCUAGCCGUUAAUGAAAAUUCAAGAAGCGCAGACCUACAACAAAAACAGAAAAAUUAUACACGCAUAAUGAUAAAGAUAACGAUAAAGAUAAAUAUUAAUAUUUAAGGCACUCUAUACAUACAAAAGCUAUGCAUAAUGAAUAUUUAUUUUAUUUGUACAUUUCAUUAUAAUAAAAUAAACUGAGUAGAAAGUGACGCGUUGAGUAGGACGAGUAUGUGGGGUUUUCACUACGAAGCCCUGGAGAACCAGAAGAACUUUAUGUAAUGUUUUUAGAAUGUAUGUUCCGUUGAAAACUACAAAAUAAAAAAAAUCAUAUAAUACUAAAAAAUA
Drosophila simulans is the source of this 4940-nucleotide messenger RNA. It is a transcript of the gene sty, whose product is annotated as protein sprouty. Lineage: Eukaryota; Metazoa; Arthropoda; Insecta; Diptera; Drosophilidae. The coding region runs from base 1374 to 3140 and encodes 588 amino acids. Gene Ontology annotation, cellular component: cytosol; membrane. The transcript has 2 exons. The record is from RefSeq and is a predicted model, not a curated record. Gene Ontology annotation, biological process: negative regulation of MAP kinase activity; animal organ development; negative regulation of fibroblast growth factor receptor signaling pathway.